Messenger RNA from Colletotrichum orchidophilum, 3123 nucleotides. RefSeq lists its product as uncharacterized. The transcript is spliced from 2 exons. The record is from RefSeq and is a predicted model, not a curated record. The coding region runs from base 1 to 3123 and encodes 1040 amino acids. Lineage: Eukaryota; Fungi; Ascomycota; Sordariomycetes; Glomerellales; Glomerellaceae.
AUGCCGUCGCUGCCGCAUCGCCCAGUGCUGGCUCCCCGUGACGGCAUAUCUAGCUUUGUGUCUGUCCAAAGCUCGGAUUCCUAUUACAGCGACCAUGAAAUCGCCAUACUACACAAUGUCGUCACGGCAGCCCAGGAGAAUCUCGAACUCCUCCCCGAGGGAGAGCGAUUGGCAACGAAUGCCUUAUUCCAGGCCUAUGACGCCGUACUUCCGCUUUUCGGCAUUGAUCCGGAAGAAGAUCAUCACAUCUCGCGCCUCGUAUUCCGGAUCGGUGGCGAACGCGGCGAAGGGUCACUUGUGGAAAAGCUUCGCGCCGUCUUGUCAAGGAUGGGCAUCGGGCUGGAAUUCGAUAGUCGAAGUGACGGUUCCAGGGUUUUAUCAGACAACAGCGCCGGCGACGAAAACGGAGACGGAGACGGACCCGAAUCUGAGGACGCUUCUCCGCCGCAGCCUGCGCUUACGGAGACCGACCGGAACUCUGACACAACUGGGGAGGAGUCUUCCCAGGAAGUCGACUUUGCACCGCGAGAUCAACACCGGUCUCUGCCAUUUUCGGAGGCGCAAGCAUCACAUCGCUUGGACGAUGCCGAAUCUCCCCCAAGGCUAACGCGCGUGGGCUUGGUUUCGAACCAGGUGGAUCUGAAGCCUAUCCACCAUACCAAACCAACAUACCCAAGUUAUACAACCCCGACGGCUGGAAACACAGAACAAAGUCGCCAAAGCCGGCAAUACAUAUCUAGCACCACUGUGCAACAUGGCGCCAGCGACACCACAGUUCAACCCAAUGAGCCUUCUCAUACCCAUCCUGCGAAUGAGACCGAGGCGACCUCCCUGCCUGUCCGUACAAAGCCUGUGCGAACGGUGAAUUGGCUGCUUCCGCCCGACACUGCCAGUGUUACUGCUAGCACUAGUGCCACUGCCGCUGCCCCGGAGCCGGUACCAAAUGGAGGCAGGCUUCCCGAGAUUGCGGAAGACCCUGUUUCCCAUGAGACUGAGAUACAGGGCCUAUGUGAACAUGAGCCAAGUGUGCAAAGGCCCUUGGUGCCUAUGCCUCUUGUACAUGGAUCUACGGUGCAGGAGCGUCCCACCCAUCAAUCAGUUAAACAACAGCAACCAGCCGAGAAACCCUCUGAAGACGGAAUUGAGCAUGCUGAAGCAGAGCGACUGGCCGACGACGACGAUAACGCUGAAGACCCCGAUGAAGAAGCAAGAUAUGCGGUGUUGGAGUGGAAAUCGACGAAGGUGAAGGGGUACUUAUUACUUCUUCGAGGAUUGUCACACUGGAAACAACACGCUCUCGACAAACUCGAACGAAUGGCUGUGGCCAGGAGACACAUCUUGCGUAUGCGUCACUUCGACCCGUGGGAGCUGGCGACCGCCGAAACUAGGAUACGGGGUCGCCGCGUAUUUACUUCACGUCUGAUGGCUUCGUGGCUCAGACGCGCCGGUGAUGACUUUGGCACGGAAGACGCCGCCUUGACUCAUGCCCAACGAAACAUUGUCCACAACGCCCUUACACAGUGGUCAGCCUCCUGCAUAGCUCCCACGGAGCCUCAACAUCCGCCUCGAACUCUGUGCAUUUAUCUGCGACAAUGGCGUUCAGCUUGCUCAAUUUCACAGGGACUAAGAUCACAUGUGGAAGAUCUUUAUAGAGAACAUGAAAGAUUUCGGGUAUUGAAGACUUGGCAUGGCCAAGCAGCGUCUCACCAUAAGGAUGUUGCGGCAUUUCGCAAAUACCAUGUUGUUCAGGACCCUUUGAACCAGUGGCAUCUUGAGGCUAGGGUGGAGUUCUUCAAGUCCAAGAUGGACAUCAAGCUUGUUCGCAGCUGCUUAUCGAGAUGGCAAAGCGCGUGCAGAGCGCCACCGUCGCUUGGCCAGGCCAACGCCUUUGGCCGCGGAAGUGCUAUAGAGUCUGGGACUAGUGUGGCUUUGCCCAAACAGCGGCGAGGCGCUGGUUCCCUCAUGGCAAUAUCGGAUCGCCUGCUGAAGACCAAAGUUCUUGGCAAUUGGCAACGACAAGCUUCGGUAGUCGCCAAUGCGAGCACGAGAUCACUUCGGUUUGCAGCGCAUCAAGGGGCGCAUAAGGCGUUGGAGAUGUGGCAUAUCGACGUCAGCGAGAAAAGAAGCUUUCACAAGUGGGCGCAGCGCGGUUGUUUCUAUGUUAGUGCCACACAUGCACUCAAGACAUGGCGAUCCAGAUCAACGUGGAGGUCAGUCACUCGAAAAUCCUACGCACGAUGCAGACAGCAUGUCAAGGCUACCUUUACGAAAGGAUAUCUCAAUCUCUGGAAGACUGCUACUCGAGCCCACGGAAACUUGGGCUGGAAGGCGGGCCAGCACCACGUUGUGGUGCAACAUGACCGUCUCGUGCAUAUGUUGAAUCUAUGGCGAGAUGAGAGUAAUCACGACUGGGGCACAGGUAAGCUGUUGGCCGCCGCAUGGGUGGACGAAUGGCACAACAUGUCCCAAGACCUCGCAGGCAAAGAGGACCUCGUAAAUCAGGCUUGGUCAGUGAACCUGAAGUCACGUUGGUGGAGUCAGUGGCAAUCAUCGUUGCUGCAAUUAAAGAGCAGAGAAUAUGUGGCACUGGACGUCAGGGAGAGGAACAGCAAGAGAACUGUACGACGCCUUCUGCUACACUGGAAAGGGGAUAGAAAUUUGAGCACAUCUCACCAUUCAACCACGCUCAGAGCUAGUCUCGGCAGCUCAAGGAGAGGCGCUGGUUUCGUGGCCAGCCGCACUUCACUGCCACUUUCGAGGGCAGUUCAUGAACGAGCCAGCGGGCCGAUCAGGGGUUCUAGAAUACAGGAAGUCGAGCCAACGGCCGACGAGGAAGAUCACGACGGAGCCGGGUCUGGACCCGAUGCUGAUGUAGUUGUGGCGAACACGCCAACCCGAUGGACGGGCAUGGCGUCCUCCGUGAGGCUUCCGUCCAUGACACCGUUUGCUCCCCUGCCAACGCCGUUCGAGCGAGAGCUCCGCGAACGUUACAACAGGAGUAUGCCUACAGCUGCCACUGGUCAGUUGAGCAGCCUCUCCUUCGCACAGGCGCAAAGGCUCUCUAUGGCUGGCACACGGCCAGCAGCCAAUGAGAAUACAGCCGAUAUUGGCAGAGGUGGUUGA